AUGUCGGCCAGGUUGCGUCGGCCUCAGCCGGACAGAAGCCGCAUCGUCAACUCGAUGGGCCUGCCUCCGCGUGAACCUGUUCCGGAACCUGCCAGCCCCAUUGCUCGGCCGGGUUUCCCGCGCUCGCGUAGAGACAGCGACGCUUCAGGUGCCAGGUAUAGCGAGCGAUCUUUAGGCAAUAGGCGCACUGGCACCGACACCGACGCUUAUGAUGACCAUCGACGCAGUAGGACAUCGCGUCAGUACGAUCCUGACUCACGGCAAGAUGGGCGUCGAAUCAUCGAAAGCCAUCGCAGAACAGAACCCCUCUCCCCUUCUCGUACACGUACCAACUCCACCCGCAGACCUGCACUUCCCAAAUUUGACAACGAUCGCGAUCGUCCGGAGCUAGUCGACCUCGAUGAAGAAGAUGACGAGUUCGGACAAGAACGACGCUCCGACCGCGGCGGUGCGGCACUUGCCAAUCGUCGUCGACGCCAGCUGAGCGAUCCCUAUCGCCAAUCCGAUCCUGACGAUGAUUUCUCCACCGCCGAAUAUGACCAACGCCCUCCGAGAAGGUCCGUCUCGAACGGACAUAUUAGGGACGACUAUCGCCGAAAACCCGGUGUCGGACGCUCCACCAGACCUAGCUCUUACGACACGCCCGAGGCCCGCCGAAAUGACUUCGAUCGAUCUUCCGAACGUAACCUGGGUCGCUCCGCUUCCAAGUCUUGGUCCUCCCCCGGACGUGGCGGCGGUAUGCUCAACCGUGUGCUCAGUCGAGCCUCGGGUGGCAGCCGCGACCGUUCAAGCGCUCCCCGCUUGCAGCCACCUUCAUCUCGUCUCAAUCGCUACAGCAACCGUCCUGCCUCUCAUCGACGCGAUGACGAUGAAAUGGAACUUGCUCGCAUCGAAGAGGACGAAAUGCUCCUUGCCAUUCGCAAACGCCGCAGUGCUGCCAACCUUGCCGCCAGAGGUUACGACGAGUCCGAUCCGCGCUGGUACAGAGAUGAUCGCGAUCUGCACAGGCCCCGAGGAGGCGCACAGCCUGUCAGCCUCGAAUCUACCGAAAACACGGUUCGAAGGAGCAUGGAUCGCGAGCGUCAGCGCACACUGGACGCCCUUGAACGAUCCGAUAGCCAUCUCCCAAUGGUUUCUCGCACCGAUGCUGUCGUUCGAUCGCGAUCUCAGUUCAGGCCACCGCCGCACUCUCAGUCGCAGUCGCGUCCCAAAGAGAACAAUCCAACUCGCUCCACCUCCACCCCUCAAAAGUCUUCUCGCGAGGCUGCUUUGGCCGCCAUCACCGGCGUUUCCACUGGCGCGCUUGCAGCCAACGCCAUCAAGAAGCGUCACCGCAAGCUCAGUGCGGCGGCUGAGGUCGAUGAGCAGAGUGAUAGCCAAACUUCGUCCGAGGAUGAAGCUUUGCUUCAUGAUGCGGUCGAGCCCGCCGAUGUGCACGACGAUGAGGCUGUCCCUAUUAUCGUCACCAAGUCUGCCAAGCCCCUUCAGGCCGGAAAAGCAACACCCGACCCUGUUUCUCCAAUCGCCGCCAAGAAGCUCCCUGAAUCUACGAGCGACGACGACGAUGAUUCAGACCAAAAUGAUUCCGACGACGAAAGCACCGAGCAGACCUCCGAGGGUUUCGAAACCACUGCCAAGCCUGCGCCUGCCAUCUCUCAGGCCGCCAUUGCUUCCACAGCAGCUCCUGCCUCGCGUUCCACUUCCAAGCUCCUGGCCUCCAGUGGCAAUGGACGCACUGCACCCAAAGGCUACCUGAACCUCACCCACAAGGCUCCCUCGGCCACAAUGACGGCUGCGCCUUUGACUACAAAGGCUACAGCCCGGUCGCGCCCUGAGCCGUCCGAGGAUAGCAGCGAAGAUGACGACGAGGAAGACGAGGAUCAAGACCACGUCGAUGCCACGCCAAAACGAUCCCGAGCGACUCCUGCUGUCGCUAUCGCUGCUUUGACUGGUGGAGCUGCUGCGGUCAGCGCUGACGCGCAGCAACGCAGAGCUGCCAAAUUGCAGGCUGAGCAGCAGCACAAGGCUGCCCAAGCCGAGGCUCGCGCCGCUAAGGCGGAUCGCGCAGCUGAGAAACGUAGAGCCAAACAAGAAGCUUCGGCCGCAGCCGCAGCCGCUGCUCUGGCGGCCAAGGAAGCCAAGCGAAACGAAAAGAUCAAGAAGCGGGAGGCCAAACAGGCAGAGGCAGAACGCAAGCGCGACCAAGAGUCUCAAGCACGCGACCGCGCCAUUCGCGAAAAAGAGGAGGCCGAGGAGCACCGUCUGCUCGCCGCGCGCGAACACGAGCACGAGCGUGAUCGGAAAUCUAAAGCACGACAAGCAAGCCGUCGUCAACCACACGGUGCUGGCGGUCCUAAGAAGCGCAGCGGAGGCGUCGAAUCGCUGACGCCUCAGCAGCGCCACUACCUGCUCAAAGCGCUCGUCAUGCUUCAGAUGCAAAGCGAGUGGUCCGAGCUUGAAAAGUUUGGUGCGCUCACCGAAUACGGCUAUCCUUUCUCGACCCAACGUUCCAAACUAACUCGCAUCAAGACUUUUGAGCGUGGCGAGGAAGCUGGCGAUUAUGCUGGUGCCGCUCGUGACCCUUAUGCCAAUGAGGAUGCGAUGCGUGACGCCGAAAACCUGCAAGAACCCCUCAUUGUUCGCCACCUCUUCCACGUGCAUUUACACACCUUCCCCGGUCUUGAUCAAGCCUCCGAAAAGUACUGGCAGAAACGCAUCCAGCCCUUCUUUGAUGAAAUGGCUGCCCGCAACUUUUCCAGUUCGAUCGAACGAGGCGAGAUCUCCAACCGUCGCUUGUACACUCUAGCAGCAACACAAUACCUCGGCAGCUUUGUUUCUCGAGGGUUCGGUGUGCGCGGCGAAGGUGAGACACGUGGUCCCGGCGUCGGUGAGCCAGGCACCGAGAAGUGGGGCGUAGGCAAGAACUGGGGCAAGGGUACCGUCAAACGCGGCCUUGACCGGCCUGAACGGAUCGAUGACGACUUGAUGGAUCAGAUCGACAACCUGUUUGACGGCGAAAGCGGUCGUCUAUGGCGAGCUGCAGGCAAAGAAUGGUCCACGGUCCGACGCGAUUGGUCUGCGUUCAAGGAGAGCAUCAUCGAAAGCGAGACCGGUCUUGAGGAAGCGAUCUCGUAUCUUGACAUUAGCAACGUCAAAAACUUGCCGCCCCAGUACCGCAACUCGGUCGAAUUUGUGCGCAUCCAAGCCGCUUAUGUCGCCCAUUCUCUGUUUGUCACUGCGCCGAACGCAGACGACAUCUUCAAGAUGGUGAAGGGCAUCCAUGCACUGGCUCCAUACUGGGGAGCCAAGCAGCUGCUCAAGUAUGCCAACGCUGAGACCAUGAUUUCGGGUAUCCUCUCGCUGCUGCUGGCACGACCCGGUGGUGCCAAAUCCCUGCUCCAGCGUAUCUUUUCGUACGUCAUCGGCAAAGAGGCUUCCUACAUUCAAAAGGAGUUUGUGGUCCCUCUUCGCAAGGAGAUCAACGACCCCGAGCUGAGCAAGAAGGUUGAGGACUACGUACGACGCGGAGACCGAGUCGAGUCUCGCCGGAUCCAGCGCGACGCCAAGAAGCGAGGCGAGGACGUUCUGACCACCAUCUUGCUGUCGGCUCACGGAAAGCUGAGCAGAGAAGCCGAAGACCACGUGCUCGAGCUGCAACGCUGCUUUGCCCUCUCUCCCUAUCGCGGCAAUUUGAAUCUCGCUUAUCCCGAGACGACACCAGCCGGCGCCGAUCAGCCGCCCAUGCCCUCGUGGGGAGCAAAGGGGUCCGAUAAUUCGCGUGCGCGCAAGUUUGCUCUGCUCAAGUUGCUGCUUCGAGAGUGUCUUAAGCGCCGCGACCGAGAGCAGGCGGUGGAGAUUGCCAGCGGAAGUUUGAUCCCUGCCAUCAUCAAGGACUCGCUCGCAACCGUGUUUUACCCUGCCAUCCGUUCCAUUGCCAAAAACGCCAAUCUCAGCGAACGCCUCGGCGAUCUGCAAAAGCUCAUUGACGACAUGCUCGAGGUUCACAAGAGCGGCGAUCGCAGCAUCGAAGGAUGGAUCGCACUGGCAGCUCGUCACGAGCAGUCGCUCUACAUGUUAUUCCACGAAUGUGCGCCCAUUUCCAAACCGCUUUGGGACUGGUGUCAGCUAGGUCUCGACUACAUGGCACUUUCUACCACGGAUCCUGCUCACCCAGCUGACCGCCGUGCUCCUAAUCUCGAAAUUAACUUGGAAGAGCUCCUGCAGGACGCGCGGCUCUCGGGCUCAGAAGUGAAAAAGAUCAUCGCGGAAGCUGACAAGCUGGCGAGGUACUCCAAGUGGACCAAGGUGAGGUACGAGCUGGAAGCGCGCAGAAAUUACUUGCUUGGCAAACCCGAGGCAGGGCAUGUUGGUGGCGUUUCGGAGGUCGACAUCACGGACGACAAUAUGCGACGCGAGUUCCGAAACAUUGACGCUAUGAUGGAGGAUCUGAUGGCGGAUGCCGGCGAGACGCUCGACGACGGCAAGUGCGAAGAUGGCGUGCGCGGUACGGAGAAGUACGAUUUCCCCUGGGCAUUCUUCGAUGAAGUCGACCCACUUAACCAGCACCUGGCCGGCGAAGAGGAGGUUGGCCCAUUGCGCGUGCCUAAGUUUGACGUGGGCUACGCUCCACCGAGCCUGAAGUACAUCCGCCGACUUCAGCCGCUCUUCUGCGAGCUGCUGGCUUCCAAGCUGCCAGAUUGGCAGUCCGCAGACACGCUGGCUCCUCUCAAGUCGGAGGCUCGCGGCGGCAAGGGCGGCAUUAGCUUGAAGCCCAGGAAGAUCAAGAUGGCUCAAUUCCGUGAUCCAGCGGGCGACCGUGAUGGAUCUUCAACCUACCCGUCUGAGAGCAAGAGCGUGCUGAGUAAUUCUUCCUCGCGUUUCAAGGGCCUCAAGGUGCCAAGGUUGUUCGGUCGCAAGUAA
This is a messenger RNA of Mycosarcoma maydis (corn smut), 4920 nucleotides long. RefSeq lists its product as uncharacterized. The record is from RefSeq and is a predicted model, not a curated record. The transcript has a single exon. NCBI's taxonomy places the organism in Eukaryota, Fungi, Basidiomycota, Ustilaginomycetes, Ustilaginales. Gene Ontology annotation, molecular function: phosphatidylinositol binding. The coding region runs from base 1 to 4920 and encodes 1639 amino acids.